GUACAUAUCAUGUACAUAUUUGCAGGUAAACAAACCAGAAAGAGAUAAUCUUUGACAUGUUUCCUGGUCAUUUCAUCUAAAUAACAGGUUAUUUCGUUAUCCAGGCUGCGGAAGAUGGGGUUAUUUGGUAAAACACCGCAGAAGGAUCCAAAGGAACAGUGCCGUACCUGGUGUUCCGCCGUCAGGAAAGAAGGAAGAGGACUCGACAGGCAAAUUCGAGCCAUUCAAAAUGAAGAAGCAAAGGUUGUUAAGCAGAUCAAAGCUGCAGCCAAGAAGGGAGACAAUGAUGUAUGCAGAAUCUUAGCCAAGGAGGUGGUCAAUUCCAGAAAAGCUGUCAACAAGAUUUAUUGCACCAAGGCACAUUUGAGUUCUGUCGAGAUGCAAAUGAAAAGUCAACUAGCAACACUCCGGGUGGCUGGCAGCUUAUCCAAGAGUACUGAAGUGAUGAAGAGUAUGCAGGCUUUGAUAAAGGUCCCAGAAGUAAUGGCAACAAUGCAAGCUAUGUCCAAAGAGAUGAUGAAGGCGGGUAUUUUGGAAGAGAUGAUUGAUGAUACAUUUGAGAGUCUCGAGGACGAUGACCUCGAAGAUGAUGCUGAUGCGGAGGUGGAGAGGAUUCUUAAUGAAGUUGUUAAAGGUGUCAUCGAUACAGCACCAGCAGCUGGAGCCCAUUCAUUGGCUGAGCCAGAAGGUGCUACUGCCGAUUUUGCAUCAGAUGAGGAGGAGGAUGUUUCAGACAUGCAACAGCGAUUGGCCGCGCUCAAGAGUUAACUUGUGUGUGUCUGGAUGGACAAUAUGACUAUUUUUGUUGAGACUCCUGUUAAGUUUUUGCCCCUGCCGGUUUCGACCCGUGGAAGCUGUUUCGUGGCGGUUGAUGUAAUCAGGAUUUUCCCUGAUAAUCCUUUGAUAAGACAGUAGAACAAUUGGAAUUUAGGCCAAGGUGCGAGCGGGCUUUGUUCAGAGACAGCAUACGAUGUAUUGUGCUUGGCCUAAAUUCUUCUAACUGCGAGGUAAGGGGCAAACAGUGAUGUAAAUAUUUUGACUAACUUAUGAAUAAAGCAAGGUAGGCCUACUUCUGGAUGUCACUUGUGGGUACAUUCUGUCAGUAUACAUGGUGUGUUACGAGAUGCAUGAAAAACUUUUCAAAUGUUUUGCCAACUGUCUUCACCUUGAACUUUCAUGUAUAUAUUAAAUGGGUACACCCUUUGUACUUACUGGUGGUCCAGGAAAAUAGAAAGGCAGUUCUGCACAAUGCCAUAGUGCAGUUGUCAUACAUACGAAUUCGGUGAAAUUUGGUAUAAAUAUAUAUAUAUAUAUCUGUCUACCCAACGGCAAUGCUUAAUUUAUAUUUAGCGCGUGUAUACCCAUUAUAAGAAGUUUUCGAAUUCAGUUACAAAUUUCAAAUUUUUACCAAUGGCAUCGGCCUUUUAAGUGAUUUACUUUGUCCCCAGUCUUUGAAUUCUGAAAACACUUUGCGAUUGGUGUUCAUGUAUAAAUGCAUUAUUCUUAUGAAUAUGCUCUAGCCCAUACCAUUUGGUUGAAAUGUAAAUAAAUGGUCAACUGGUUCAAUCAGGAAAGAGGUACCCCCGACACGGACUACCCAAGCAAGUUUAUAUUAGAGGUGGCCAGUUGUUAUUCAUAUAUAGUUCAUCAGUGGUUCGCAACUCUACAUGUAUGUUUAUGUACAUUCAAUAUUCAUCAUGUUCAUAAUUGUUUAUAAAUAAACUCUCAAUAGUUAGAA
Lineus longissimus is the source of this 1738-nucleotide messenger RNA. Its product is annotated as charged multivesicular body protein 3-like. The transcript is spliced from 6 exons. Gene Ontology annotation, biological process: late endosome to vacuole transport; endosome transport via multivesicular body sorting pathway; protein transport. The record is from RefSeq and is a predicted model, not a curated record. Gene Ontology annotation, cellular component: ESCRT III complex; multivesicular body. Bases 115 to 768 code for a protein of 217 amino acids. NCBI's taxonomy places the organism in Eukaryota, Metazoa, Nemertea, Pilidiophora, Heteronemertea, Lineidae.